AUGUCGACAGUUACAAAAAGACCAUCUCAGCAGCCAUCUGGAAAAAAGAAGGAGAUCACGGGUCGUGGUGUUAAACAUGAACUUACAGAAGACCAAAAACAAGAAAUCCGUGAAGCAUUUGACCUUUUUGACACUGAUAAAUCAGGAACAAUCGAUAUCAAAGAGUUAAAAGUUGCUAUGCGGGCUCUUGGUUUCGAACCAAAAAAAGAAGAAGUAAGAAAACUUUUGACAGAGUUCGAUUGCGACAACAAAGAUUCUAUUGAGUUCUCAGACUUUUUGAGAAUGAUGUCUGUAAAAAUGCAAGACAAAGAUGCGAAAGAAGAGAUGUUAAAAGCCUUUCGUCUUUUUGAUGAUGAUGAAACUGGUAAAAUAUCUUUCAAAAACCUCAAGCGUGUGGCGAAAGAACUUGGUGAAAACCUUACUGACGAGGAGUUGCAAGAAAUGAUUGAUGAAGCUGAUCGCGAUGGUGAUGGUGAAGUCAACGAACAAGAAUUUCUUCGGAUCAUGAAAAAAACAAAUCUAUAUUAA
This is a messenger RNA of Schistosoma rodhaini, 528 nucleotides long. NCBI's taxonomy places the organism in Eukaryota, Metazoa, Platyhelminthes, Trematoda, Strigeidida, Schistosomatidae. The record is from the annotation of a GenBank genome assembly.